UACACUCACUUUUCCAGCUCGAAUGAAAUAAUAGUCGUAACAACUCAAGUAGCCGUUAGCUUUACAGCUAGUCAGCCCAAAGUUUGCUUCGUUGCUACUUACGUGCGUUUGCUAAUAGUGAAACUACAAACUUCAUAAGGACAGCGACCACACGGUAUUAACGCAGUUAGCUUAUGUGGCUGUUCCGCUUGGAUGGAGGACAGCAAACUGGAAUGCCUGAACGCCCGUUUGGCCAAGCUGCUGAACGACGCGGCGCUGGAGGUUUUGGGGAUGGUGAAGGAGACCGUGUCGGCCUAUCGGGAGAAUGCAGCCAGGACGCUGAGGGAAAAUGAGAGCCUGAGGAGAAGUCUGACGGAGUUGCAAAAUAUUCUCCAUGUCCACGGUCUGUUUCCUGUCCAGGAAGAGGGACCGGAGAUUCAGGAGCAGAACCCCGGCCUCCCUCCGCGGCCGGACAAUACCCCCCACGAUGCGAAACGCGCGCACGAUGACGCGUGCUCGCAGGCCCAGACGCUUUUGCAACAAUGCAAAGAAGAACCAGAAGACGAGAAGAUCCAGGAGGGUCCGACUGUCCGGAUGACCGCGGACGACGCGGUAAAUGUUGUCAAAAGAGAGCCGCCCGCUCCGUCACUGGCUGAUCCGCCAACGUUACGAGAACACCGCGACGACCGUGCGGCUUUAGAACCCCUUCCUCACAAGUCCGGCAGCCCCGCCCGCUCAGCUUUGACGGCGAAAAGAAUCCAGACGGAGCCCGCGAGGAGAGACGACUCCCACCCGUGUCCGGUAUGCGGGAAGACGUUCCGGCGCGUGGCCUACCUGAAAAACCACCUGCGCUGUCACACGGGAGCGAAGCCGUUCGAGUGCUCGCAGUGCGGGAAGACGUUCGGCCGGGUCGGGUACCUGAAGAUCCACCAGCGCUGUCACACGGGGGAGAAGCCGUACGGCUGCUCGCAGUGCGGGAAGCGCUUCACCCAGGCGGCCGAUCUGAAGAAACACAAGAUGGUGCACACGGGGGAGAAGCCGCACUACUGCGGCCGGUGCGGGAAGAGCUUCAGUCGGGCGGAUAAUCUCAAAAGGCACCUCAAGAUGCAUAACGGAGGGACUUGAGGGUUUCGUGCCACCGCGGUCAGCGGAAGAUUAAUAAAAUGUUCCAAAAAAAAAAAAAAAGUGACAUACAGCUUGUCCAGAAAGUUACUUACGUGACUAUUCACUUAGCAUCGAUCGUUGGGGUUUUAUAAGCAGCUUAUGCAGUUCAAGAAAAUUAAGUAUUUGAACACCCUGCUAUGUUGCAAGUUCUCCCACUGAGAAAUCAUGGAGGGGUUUGUGAAAGAGAUUAUCUAAAAAGAAAAAUCCAGAAAUCACAAUGUAUGAUUCUUUUAACGAUUUAUUUGCGUGAUACAGCUGCAAAUAAGUAUUUGAACACCUCAGAAAACCAAUGUUAACACUUGGUACAGUAGCCUUUGUUUCCAAUUACAGAGGUAAAACGUUUCCUGUCGUUGUUCACCAGGUUUGCACACACUGCAGGAGGGAUUUUGGCCCACUCCUCCACACGGAUCUUCUCUAGAUCAGACAGGUUCCUGGGCUGUCGCUGAGAAACACAGAGCUUUCUUCUGGGUUAAGGUCUGGAGACUGGCUAGGCCACGCCAAAACCUCGAUAUGCCUCUUACGGAGCCACUCCUUGGUUUUCCUGGCUAUGUGCUUUGGGUCAUUGUCAAGUUGAAAAAAUCUCACAAUACACGGCCGCGAUCAUCCAUUCCUGGAUACAGUGCAGUCGUCCUGUCCCAUGUGCAGAAAAACACCCCCAAAACAUGAUGCUAACACCCCCCCACCCCGUGCUUCACAGGAGGGAUGGUGUUCUUGGGAUGGAACUCAUCAUUCGUCUUCCUCCAAACACGGUUAGUGGAAUUAUGAGCAAAAAGUUCCAUUUUGGUCUCAUCUGACAACAAAACUUUCUCCCGUGACUCCUCUUUAUCAUCCAAAUGGUCAUUGGCAAAAUUAUGACGUGUGCUGGUCUAAGCGGGGGAACCUUCCGUGCCAUGCGUCAUUUCAAACCAUGACGUCUUAGUGUAUUACCAACACCUUGGAAACGGAAAUUCUAGCUGCUAGACAGGUGUUCAAAUACUUAUUUGCAGCUGUAUCACACAAAUUGUUAAAAAAAAAACAAUCAUACUUGUGAUUUCUGGAUUUUUCUUUUUAGAUAAUCGCUCUCACAGUGGACAUGCACCGACGAUGAAAAUUUCAUACCCCUCCGUGAAUUCUCAGUGAGAGAACGUGCAAAAUAGCAGGGUGUUCAAAUACUUAUUUUCUUCUUAUUCCAGAAUCAAAAGAGCAGAGAGUCACUUUGCCUCAAGGGUUAAUACAAGAAUAACGUGUCAUAAAUUAACACCUGCGCCCCGGAGACGCUUGGCUCAGCAGACAGCAUGCUGGAGAUUUUCGCGGUAAUCGCCGCACCUCAGCGACUUAAUAUAGACUUCAGCGCACGCAUUACUGCCUGACGACAACAUCACUCUGGGAGAGAGACAGAGAGAGAGAGAGACAGAGAGAGAGAGAGAGAGCUUAUGCGGAGCAGGGAUGUGUAAUAAAAGAUGGAGACGUCAAAAAAAAAAAAAAAUGAACGUGCUCCUACUUUGCCGAUUGGGACGCGUGCCCCGCGCUGUCACUUUUGCAAACGGUGUUUGUGUGGAAAUUUUAUUUGCCAUGACUGUAAACUAGCAGAGUUAAUACUUUAAAAUGCUGUGAUUCUCAAAAUACAUUUGCGUUGAAUUUUAAAGAACUUUUAACUUUUUUUUUGGGGGGGGGUGAUUUUUCCAAUGUGCAAUUCUAUCAUUAUUUCCCUAUUAGGGCCAUGCUAAUGUUUUGUUGAUAGCUGUUUUAGAGCAAAUGAAUGCUUUUGUUUCUGUUGUUGUUUUUGCUUUAUUUAGACGUCUCAUGAAAUCGAUGCCACACUUUGUCGUGUCUUUUUCUUUACAUGUUUUUCGUUUAAACUUAAAGGCCCAGGUGGGAAUUGAACUCACGACUCGUGGUUUACAAGACCAGUGCUCUCACCACUGAACUACAAGGCCACACUACCACAGUCAGAAUGUGAUAAAUAUCAGGGAUAAUAAGUGACGAUUCAUGUUUUUUAGUGUUAUAUUUGCUAUUUAAUCGUCAAAGCCAUUUUAGC
This is a messenger RNA of Syngnathoides biaculeatus (alligator pipefish), 3160 nucleotides long. RefSeq names its product zinc finger and SCAN domain-containing protein 22-like. NCBI's taxonomy places the organism in Eukaryota, Metazoa, Chordata, Actinopteri, Syngnathiformes, Syngnathidae. Bases 193 to 1104 code for a protein of 303 amino acids. Gene Ontology annotation, molecular function: DNA-binding transcription factor activity; RNA polymerase II cis-regulatory region sequence-specific DNA binding. The record is from RefSeq and is a predicted model, not a curated record. The transcript is spliced from 3 exons. Gene Ontology annotation, biological process: regulation of transcription by RNA polymerase II.